Dermacentor silvarum is the source of this 6987-nucleotide messenger RNA. Its product is annotated as 3'-5' RNA helicase YTHDC2-like. Bases 63 to 4247 code for a protein of 1394 amino acids. The transcript has 28 exons. Gene Ontology annotation, cellular component: intracellular anatomical structure. NCBI's taxonomy places the organism in Eukaryota, Metazoa, Arthropoda, Arachnida, Ixodida, Ixodidae. The record is from RefSeq and is a predicted model, not a curated record. Gene Ontology annotation, molecular function: ATP binding; RNA binding; protein binding.
GUUCACAACUUUUAGUCGGGCAGUCAGCUGCUGACAGCUCGAAAGCUUCGAAAGUAUCAACGAUGACCCGAAAUAACAAGAGGAAUGUUGCUGUCGGUGAAGCGUUUCGCAUAGCCGUCACGACGGCACUUCAAAAAUUCUAUCAUACUGAAGACCAGACAGAAUAUGAGUUUCCGUCAUCAUUCACGGCUGAGGAGCGAGCAUUUAUACACAACUACUGUCAGACGCUGAAUCUGAAGUCAAAAAGCAGAGGGAAAGGAUCGAAUCGUUUCCUUACUGCCUAUAAGAAAGUUGGUUCCACUAUAGUUCAGGCUGAUGCCGGCUUUACUAUGGGGCCCCUCUCGUGCCGAUUUGCCAUGCUGCUUCUGCAGAAGUUUCCAGUUAAUUCUCAUGAGCGCCAAGAGCUAUUGCCUCCCACUGAGCGAGAACGCCUUGUUGGUCAGGAAGUGCGUGACGUGAACCGCACAACGGCGCGACUCAACUGUGGCAUUCCACAAAUUCCACCUCGCUGUGAAAGCACCCUCGAUGCCCAGCGCCAGCGUCUACCCAUCUGGCAGAGCCGCCAAAAGUUACUGACCACCAUUGCCCAGAAUCAAGUGACCAUCGUCAUAGGAGAAACUGGCUGCGGCAAGACCACUCAGGUGCCACAGUACCUGCUGGAACAGAACUGCAGCCUUGGUAAUCCGUGCCGCAUUGUCUGCACUGAGCCCCGACGACUGGCUGCUGUGGCUGUGGCCGAGCGCAUUGCUACAGAACGAAAUGAAAAGUUAGGCCACACUGUGGGCUACCAGAUACGACUAGAGAACAGGGUGUCACCUAAAACUUUGCUGACAGUGUGCACUAAUGGCAUCCUCCUGCGUACCCUCAUGGGCAAUGACUCUGCAAUGGCAACAAUCAGCCAUGUCAUUGUGGACGAGGUUCAUGAGAGGGACCGGUUUACAGACUUUUUGCUUACUGUGCUGCGGGACUUGCUUCCAAAGUUUCGGAAUCUAAAAGUGAUUCUGAUGUCUGCAACCAUGGAUGUGGAGCUGUUUGUCAAAUACUUUGGUGGCUGUCCUGUUGUGGAAGUGCCAUCACGAUCAUAUGAAGUGAAGGCUUACUUUCUGGAGGACGUCUUACGAUUGACGGGGUACACCAGCCAAGCCAUGCUGAAGCUGAAGAAAAGCAGGCCCCGGGCUGAGCAGCAGAAGGUGCAGCUUGCCAAGUGGUGUGAUAGCCAGGGCAUAACCACAACUAGUACUGCCCCUUCAGCUAACAGUCGGUCACCUGAGGAGGACCAGGAGGAGAAGGACAAUGGCGAUGACGGUGAUUCAGCCGACGUUGAUGCGCACCUGACUGCAGAGAUGGACCGUGCUCUGCAGAAUGCCUGGAUGACGGGAACAGAUGAGGCUUUCUCCCAGCUGCUCUACUACAUCCUCUCAGACAAUGUCUCAGUCGAGUACCGUCACAGUGAGACGAGUGCCACGGCACUUAUGUUAGCAGCUGGUCGAGGCAAGGUGGAAAUAGUGGAGGAGCUGCUGUCUCUCGGAGCAGACCCCCUGGCUCGCGCAUCAAACGACUGGACAGCCCUUGAUUGGGCACAGCACUUUCACCAGUCGGGGACAGCCGAAGUUAUCCUGGCUCACUUGUUGGUCAUGCAGAACGGGCUUUCAAGGUCGGAUGACUCUGUUGGCAUGGCUGAGCAGGAGUUCACAGCGGCUGAGCGUGAGCAGCUGGAUUUGUACCUGCGCACAACGAAUGAUGACGAGACCGACCUAGACUUGCUGCUAGCCCUUCUGCAGAAAGUCCAUGCGAGUUCUGAAGAUGGUGCCAUUUUGGUGUUCCUUCCUGGGUUCGAUGACAUGAGCACGUUGAGGGAUAAAAUCCUGGCAGAUAAGAAUUUUUCUGGACAGAAAAGGUAUGUCCUGUACAUGCUACAUUCAAACCUGCAGUGUAGUGAGCAGCGGCUGGUCUUCAACACAAUGCCACCUGGGGUUCGAAAAAUUGUUCUGUCAACCAAUAUUGCUGAAACAAGCAUCACCAUCAGUGAUGUCACUUUUGUCAUCGACUCCGGCAAAGUUAAAGAGAAGUCAUUUGACAGCCUGACCGGCACCAGCCUGCUCAAGUCUGUGUGGGUGAGCCAGGCAAGUGCCAUGCAGCGUCGAGGCCGGGCGGGCCGCACCCACCCCAAUGGCGUCUGCUUCCACCUAAUGAGUCGACAGCGCUUCUGCAGCUUGGCUUCUUUCCAGCAGCCCGAGCUGCUGCGCCUACCACUUCAGGAAUUGUGCCUCCAGGCAAAGCUUCUUGUGCCACCUAACGUCCCCAUAGCUGACUUUCUGGCACGAGCUCCGGAUCCACCUGCGUUCUUAGUCACGAGAACAGCUGUCACCCUCCUGAAGACCAUCGAUGCAUUGGACCCAUCUGAGCAGCUAACAGAGAUGGGCCUACACUUGCUCGACCUUCCCAUUGAGCCACACCUGGGGAAGAUGGUGCUCUAUGCAGUUGUACUCAAGUGCCUCGACCCAGUGCUUACAAUUGUUUGCUGCAUUGCUGUCAAGGACCCCUUUGUGCUCCCCACGCAACCGGGCCAGAAGCGACCUGCGUACUUAGCGAGGCGCAAGCUGGCUGGUGGCACCUACAGCGACCACAUGGCUCUUCUUGCAGCAUUUCAGCGCUGGCAGAAGGCCCGUGCCGAGAACUCUGAGCGCUACUUCUGUGAGCGGCACUUCGUGUCUGGCGCCACCAUGUCCACCGCAUUGGCUGUACGGGGCCAGCUGCUGGGCCAGCUUCGGGCAUCGGGCUUUGUGCGGUCACGUGGCGGUGGUGACAUUCGUGACCUCAACACCAACUCUGACAACUGGGCUGUGGUCAAGGCAGCUCUCUGUGCAGGCUCCUACCCAAACCUCCUGAGAGUUGACCGGGAACGCCGGCAGCUGGUUGCCCAGCGUGCCUCGCGAGUGCGGUUUGGGUCACGUUCAGUCCUGUCCCAGCCGGAACCUCAUAGCUUGGGUGCACCAGGAGCAGCCAACACUCGUGACGGGGUUGUGGCCUCGUUGCCCACUGACUGGCUCAUCUAUGGCGAGUUGGCCAGAGCGGGGCCCACAGCCUUUGCCCACAUGUGCACACUGGUCUCGCCCGUAACAGUGGCACUGUUUGCUGGCCCCCAGCGCCUUCCUCUGGAUGCACUGUAUGAGCCGCAAAAUGCACGGACCAGUGGCCUUGGAGAGGACAGUGACAGUGAAGAAGAGGAGGUGUCAGAGCUACAGAAGUGCAUGCUCAAGCUGGAUGACUGGAUUUCUCUCAAGGCAGAGCCUGAGGGUGGUCGUCUGGCAUUACAGCUGCGCCAGAAACUGCAGGCACUGUUUCUGCGUCGCAUGCAUUCUCCAGCCAAGCCAUGGUCACAAGCGGAUGACGCUGUCAUUCGUGCCGUUGUGGGGGUACUCACAUCGGAGGAAGAGGCCCUGAAUCUGCCACGACCACCUCCAGGCAUCGGACAGCGACCGCGACCUUCUGGCCCAGAUGCAUACACCUUGCCUCAGCCAGCUGCCAAUGAUCACAGGAGCCAGGGUGGGUCAGAGUGCUUUUCCGGUCGCCGAGCGGUCCUCCGCCGUGGUGGGUCCCUGGAGUACGGCCCCAGCUCAUCACCAUCCUCUCGCAGAGGCUCUGGCGCCAGCCUGCCGGCAACUCCCUUGGGCAUGGGGCGCUCAGAUGCAGGUAGCUCGUGGUGCUCCGAUGACCGUUCCGACUGCUCAUCUCUGCGCUCGACAAGCAGCGGUCAGCCGAGCCCGUGUGGCAUGAGCCCCAGGCACACUGUCAAUGGCCAUCGUCGAUUUUUCAUCAUCAAGGCUGGCACCCACCGAGCCGUCGAUGUGUCUGUCUCCACGGGCCUGUGGUCCUUGGGGCCCAAUACAGAUCGCAAGAUACAGGCAGCCAUCAGGGAAGGCAAGGAAGUGAUGCUCAUAUUUUCGGUGCAUGGAAGUGGGCAGUUCCAGGGCUAUGCCGUGCUCCAGGGACCAGCCUCCAACAUGAACUGGUCCGCUGAUGACAAUGAUGGCAGCUUGGGCGGCCGGUGCUACUUCAUCAAAUGGAAACACAGGUGUAAUCUGCCUUUCCAGGACACAAGGCACCUGUUGAAUCCCUGGAAUGAGAACCGGAAAGUGCAGGUCAGCCGUGACGGCCAGGAACUUGAGCCCAACGUUGGUGAGGCCCUGUGCCAUCUUUGGGAUGGCCGUCCUGAUGCUGCUGCCAUCCAGUCCGUUAGGCGCUGACAGGACUUCGUGUCUCCCACUCAUUCCCAGUAGCCACCACUGAGAAGUCGGAGACACACUUCUUGCAAGAUUGGCUGCAUGAACCAUGCUGGCAAGAGCAACACAAAAUUGUGUUGGUUGUUUUGGACGCUCUGACCCCGAGUAGCAUUGUGCCCCUAUUUUUUGCAUGGUGCAUUGAGUCUCAAGCUCACCUUGCACACAUCUGUGUGAAGCAUCAACAUUUGCUGCUUAACUACGUUAAUUUUGUUUGUUUUACAUUUCAAUAAUUGAAACAAGGUGCUGCAAGUUCAAGCACGAAGCAGCUACUACAGAUACAACGUGCUACCUUUAUGUCGUCACAUGGUUUGAGUUCUCAUGCGACAAAUAACUCGUUAAGUCAGUUUUGCUUAUUAAGUUCGUGAGAAUUUGAGAAUGUUUGUGCCGAUCAUGGGAAACAAAUGUUUUGUCGCUUUAAGAAACUUUUAUGCUUGGACACUGUGCAUUGUGCAUUGUGCACAUGAAUUGCCCGCCCUAAAUUCCUGGGUUCUAAAGCUCAGGAAAUAGGGCAGGAGAGGUACUUCCAUCUUCUUUUGGCUAAAAUAUAAAACUCUCAGCUUCUGAUUCUGUGAGCGGCAUUUGUUUGUAGUACCUUUGUUGAAAGUUUUAACACCAGAGUGAAAGUACUUGCAAUGUCCAGGGGUAGCAGCUUGCAUGGCGAUUCCUGUUUAUGAAGAUUAGGUUAGUUGUCUUGGAACUCCCCGCUUCAGAUUGAAUCAGCGGCUUCUUGCAAGCUUGCUGAACGUUUUAGCUUCUACACAAAUGUACUUGCUAGGGCCUCUAGAUAUCAGGGCUAGGAGAGGCAGUACAAGUAGCAGCUUGUAGUUGUGACUCUCUUGCCUUUGCUGUGGUCACUACAGUGUUUUACAUUAGCCAUCUGCAGGAUGCUCUUCACAGCUCUCCAACCAAACGCUUUGAUUUCAGACAGGUUGGGCAGAAGAAAACUAAUGUGUAUCUGCCCUCGAAACAACUGAACUGGGCAUUUGUCACGUUGUUGCCGUGCCUUUUUCUAUUUUUGUGCCAGGUAUCACUGUGCAUGUUGUUAAUGAAAUGGCAGAUAAAAGGCAAGGAAGUCUGCAGCGUGCACAAUUCAUGAGACUCACAAAUCUAGCAAUGCUGCCAAAACCAUGAUGACAGCGCCACCUGGGUGACAAUCCCUGCAAGGCCAACUGCCUAUCUUUUAGUGGAACUCAUAGGUCUGUCAAGAAGCAACCUGUAGAAAUAGUGGUAGUGCAGGUUAAGAUAAGCUGAUACGCUUGUGGUAUUUUGUGAUGGAGCCCGAGUAGUCUUCGCCCUCCUUGUUCGAUCAUGACACCGUGUGUCAUGUGUAUUUCAGCAAGCUGAGCUAUGGUUUAUGAAAUUUUCUGAAGCAAAAGAACUCCUCAGCAUAUUUAUUGCAAUGCAGUGUACAUACAGGGUUUUCGUAAAAGCAUUGUGCAUGUAACAUCAUUCAGUAUUCGAAUGCUUGAAUUAUUGGCAAUGCCAAUGCACAACCUUUGUCAACUAGACCUUGUCAUGCAUUCGCAGCUGCUUAGCCUUACUUGAUUGGUAUGCUUGCUUAGGCUCAAGCAUGGUGCACUGAGAAUAUAAUUUUCCAAUGCAUAUCAAAUGCAACUGUGCCACAAGAAGCAUUAACAAAUGUUUUGAUGUGCAUUAUCUCAGCUCAUUUUGGUGUCUGGAUAUGCUGUGGUCACUCAGUAAGAGAUUUAUAUAUUUUGUAGGCUUGCAUGUACAUCCCGAGCUACCUGCUUCAUUGUUUUGGGUCAUUACAAGUAGACACACUCCUCAGAGAAGUCUCAUGUUAAGGUAGCUUUGCUAGAUUAUCUUUACACUUGUUUGCAUAACCUCAGUUUCACUUGUGAUGCAUGAUAUAUUAGGAUCACAGGGCACAGUGAUGGAUAAUAGCCAUAGGCAUGACAAGACUAUGUGAAUGUAAAGGUUGCUAGAGGUAGUGUUUGUAGGAAAAGCUUCAGGACGUCCAAUUAAGCUUUGUGGUGAUGCAACAAUUACUGGUGUUGAUCUGCUCUGUAUGUAAGAGUGCGAAGGCCUGUAUAAGCCUAGAUGCCUGUCUAUUACUAGGUCAGGCCAGUGCCAGUACAAAGUGACUUUACAUUGGUUGCACACACUUUGGCCUAGGAACAUUUGCAACAGAUAGCACAUCACAAAAAGCUUAAGGCUAUGUCUUCUCAGUGUGCCCACACCAGACAGGGUUUCAUCUCUCUGUAUAGAGGUCACAUGUACAGAAUAGAGCUUUUAAAAUGUAUUGUUGAUAGGUUUGCACUGUCAUGUUGGUGAAGACAAUGCGAUUUUUCAUGGCAGACGUGCUGUGCCAUUCUAGUCCCUACAUUUGAAAGAGACCGUUGGCAUACACCUGAAAGUUGCACAGAGCUGCAAAGAAAGCUCACCCCAGUUUCUCCUAAAGAAUGCCUCGAACGCUUUAAAUUUGGGCUACUUUCAGAUGGAUGCCAACAUUCAUGAAACCAUCUUCUUGUAAAUUUCCACGGAACUCGUUUGCCGAGACCCUACAUCUGUGAUCAAGGGAUCUGCUCUAAUUUCUUUUUUUUCUUGUACUGCCAAGAGGUUUAUUAUGUCUAGUGCUUUUGUUUUCACUUGUUCUUUAGUAAAUUGUUGUAAGACUGCAAUGGAAUCUCAUUGUACUUGGUGUUCAAAUGUUGUCUGAUCAUUAAAUACAUUUUUUCGUCAA